Molecule: messenger RNA, 4728 nt
Organism: Mycena indigotica
Lineage: Eukaryota; Fungi; Basidiomycota; Agaricomycetes; Agaricales; Mycenaceae
Product: ATP-binding cassette transporter
Exons: 31
Coding region: 13-4728 (1571 amino acids)
Biological process (GO): transmembrane transport
Cellular component (GO): fungal-type vacuole; membrane
Molecular function (GO): ATP hydrolysis activity; ATP binding; ABC-type peptide transporter activity
Source: RefSeq, a predicted model, not a curated record
GAGAGACGCGUAAUGGACGCGGUUCCGUUGUUUUUGCCCGACAUUCAAGUCGUGCUCAAUGCGGCGCGUUUCCCGACGCUAGAAAAAUCAUUAUGGACCGAGACCCUCGUCUUCCCUGUCUACGCUGCUUUACUUUCCGCACUCGUCUUCUCCGUUCAAAGUCUUCUCCAAUGGCGAAACCAGCGCUCAAACACAAACACAACCCAGAAAAGCUGGAAGGAUGUGGCGAAAUAUGGGGGCGUAGCGAUACUCAGCUUCAAUAUGCUAAGGCUGUUGGCAUGCUUGACCCUCCUUGGGACGUCGGUUGCGUCGCUCUUCCUGUUGGGGGCCAAGGUCGAACAGUCCCGAGAUGGUUUUGCCGUUGGAAUAGGGCUCUGUGUCUUUUAUCUCUAUUCCUCGGUCCUUGCUGCAAUUGCCUUCGAUGUCUUCGAGAAACACGGCUCAAGAGCAGAAACCCAUCUGAACACGAUACUCGCUGUUGCGGUCGCAGUCUUUUUCUACCGCGAUAUCUUCCCAUUGGCUACCUUUACAUGGCCAGUGGAAGAUGCCGUGGAGGGUCCACUGUUGAAAAUUAAGCUAAUAGCGUUGUUCGUCGCAGGGGUUGCUUCACCGUUACUUACUCCCCAGCCUUAUAUUCCUAAUCCAAUGCCAACACCUAAUUCAGAGCAAACGGCAUCGCUCUUCUCGCUAUUAUCGUUCUCCUUCCUCGAUCCAGUGGUCCAUCUCGCUCACAAGCUUCCGCAUCUCCCAUACGACCAACUUCCGCCUCUCGCUGACGCUGACGAUGCGGCUUACCUGAAAAAGCGCGGAUUCAAGAACAUCGAUACGUUUUCCGGCGCUAACCCGCGUCGCCAUAUUUUCUUCGGAAUUCUGAGAACCUUCAGCAACGAAUUCUUCACGAUUGUAUUGAUGCUCCUCAUAUAUGUUGCCUGCUCUUUCGCGUCGCCUAUUGGUAUACAGCGCGUUCUGGCUUACCUCGAAGAUAGCACUGAAGAAACGGAAAUCAAACCAUUCGUCUGGAUUCUGUGGCUUGCGCUGGGCCCGCUAAUCGGCACAGUUGCUAUCCAAGUGUAUUAUCGUCUCUCCAUGCGAAUCCUGGUUCAAGUGGAAGGAAUGAUAACUGAACUCAUCUUCGAACAUGCACUACGUGUGCGAGUCAAGGCCGACACUGAAAGCUCCGAAACAAAGGACACGGCUUCUGAUGACGAAACUCUAAAUCCUGACUCUCAGUCUGAUGCAAGCAGCGAGACUGCCCAUGGUGCACCAAGCACUACCUCAAAAGAUCCAAAGUCUCCUUCGAACGCAGGGAGCAGCAGCGUCGAUGUUGGUAAAAUCAGCAAUUUGGUUACCACAGAUCUUCGGAAUGUUACCAAUAUGUCUGAUUUCCUUCAACUGCUAUUCUACAUGCCGGUCACCGUCGUGUUCUGUGUUGUGUUCCUAUACGCUGUCCUGGGCUGGAGUUCGUUCGUCGGAAUGGUGGCCAUGAUAAUACUGUUCCCCAUCUCGGGUUUCGCAGCAAAUAUCCUGCAGAAAAUUCAACGCGGUCGUAUCAAGGCUGCUGAUGCACGCAUAAAAACCAUCAGCGAAACUAUGGGGGUUAUGCGGAUGAUCAAGCUCUUUGGAUGGGAAGAGAAAAUGCUCGGACGCGUCAAUAGCAAACGUGAGGAAGAAUUAGUCUGGAUUUGGCGGCGGGAAAUCUUUGAAUGGGUGGCGAACACUGUCAACAACUGCAUCCCCAUAGUCACGAUGCUGGUCACCUAUGUCACCUUUGUUUGUCGCGUGCUUUUCUAUAUGAAUUGUCAUCUAAGCUCCCCCAAGACAGUGAUUAUGAAGCGUGAAUUACGUCCCUCCAUCGUGUUCAGCACUAUGCCCGUCUUCGACAUGCUUCGCAACCAACUACAUAUGGCCAACUACCGAAUCAUCCAGUUCAUCGAUGCCAAAGUCUCCAUCGACCGUAUCAAUGACUUCUUACACAACACUGAGCUUCUGGAUGCUUUUACGGAGAAAGACGAGACAGCCGACUUCUUGGCUGUCGAAUCUGCACAACCUACCGACAUCGGCUUCCGUGACGCGACAUUCACCUGGUCAAAUGAGGUUCAAGAUGGAACGGUCACACCCUCAAGGCAGAGGUUCACUCUCCGGAUCACGGAGGACCUUUUCUUCAAACGUGGAGGAAUAAACCUCGUUCUGGGCCCAACUGGCUCAGGCAAAACAUCGUCUGCUCUUCCACGUCUUAUCUUAUCUGCUGACUCAUAUGACGUCAGACUUUUGAUGGCAUUGUUGGGAGAAAUGCACUUUGUUCCUGUGUCUCCUCGUUCAUGGUUUAAUCUUCCACGUGUGCAUGGUGUCGCAUAUGCGGCGCAAGAGUCUUGGGUCCUUAACGAGACCAUCCGGGACAACAUCCUCUUUGGUGCUGAAUAUGAUGAAGAACGGUAUAAGAAGGUCCUUUUCCAAUGUGCUCUUGAGCGUGAUCUAGAACUGUUUGAUGCUGGUGACCGCAGCGAAGUAGGAGAGAAAGGCUUAACAUUGUCGGGUGGUCAAAAGGCUCGUUGCACGCUUGCACGGGCUAUUUACUCCAAAGCUGAGAUUAUUCUGCUCGAUGAUGUGCUUGCGGCUCUCGAUGUCCAUACCUCUAAGCAUAUUGUCGAACACUGCUUCAAAGGCGAUCUCGUCAAAGAUCGUACCAUCAUAUUGGUCACACAUAAUGUAGCCCUUGCAGCCCCAAUUGCCGACUUCGUUGUCACUCUCGGAACUAACGGUCGUAUCAAGACACAAGGAUCUGUUGCUGAAGCACUUCGCCAUGACUCAACCUUUGCGAAGGAAGUGGUUGCUGAAGCAGAGGUCCUCGAACAAGUUGUUGAUCCGGAACCCCUUCCAACCGAAAUCAAGAAAGACGACAGCAAAGAUGGCAAGCUUAUUCUUGAAGAGGAGCUUCAAAUUGGACGUGUGGAAUGGAACGCGGUUGCUCUGUAUCUCCGUGGCUUGGGAGGUUUCUGGUUCUACUUCACCUUCCUGGGUUUCCUGACCGUCGCACAAAUGAUCCAAGUCUAUCAAACAUACUAUAUUGGGUGGUGGGCUGCCUUAUACGAGACGAGCCCGCGCGGUUCCGUCUCUGUUAGCCAUCAUAUUGGUGUCUAUUCUGCUCAAGCUGUUCUUGAAGUAUGCACCCAUUCGGUUGCGGACGUCGUCUUCGCAUAUGCCUGCCUCCGAGCGUCUCGCACGAUUCACCUGGACCUGAUCAAGAGCAUCCUGGGCACCACUCUUAGAUGGCUCGAUGUUACGCCUGCGUCUCGUGUCAUUGCUAGGUUCACAGCCGAUAUCACUGCUGUUGAUGGCCCGAUUCUGAACGUAUUCGCCGGCUUUGUCUACGUAACGAUGUCCAUGAUCGUGUCCUUUGGUGCCGUUUGUUUGCUUACACCUCUCUUCAUCCUCCCUGGAGUGUUGGCGGCUGUUAUUGGCGGCGUUGUCGGCCAGUUGUUCAUCAAGGCUCAAUUAUCGGUCAAGCGCGAGAGUUCGAAUGCGAAAGCACCCGUGUUGGCGCAUUUUGGUGCAGCAAUUGCUGGUCUCACAUCCAUUCGCGCUUACGGCGCGCAAAAUCCUUUCAUCAACGAGUCCAUUGUUCGAAUCAACAAAUACACUCGUGCUGCAAGGACGCUCAACAAUCUGGACCGAUGGGUUGCUGUGAGACUUGCAGUGGUUGGCAAUGGCCUCGCUGCUCUGCUAGCCUUCUAUCUUGUCUACGUCCAGCAGACUCGAGCCAAUAAUGUCGGUUUCAGUUUGAACAUGGCGGCUGGAUUCUCCAUGAGGAUUCUCUUCUGGGUUCGUAUUUGGAACGAUGUCCAAAUUCAAGGCAACAGUUUGGAGCGUAUUCUGCAAUACAUCCACAUCGAGCAAGAGCCCAAGCCUUCCGAGGCUGGGAAGCCUGCUGCUGCUUGGCCAACUUCUGGCAACCUGGUGGUGGAAAAGCUUACCGCGUCAUAUUCGCCGGGCGGUCCCAAGGUGCUCAAGGACAUCUCUUUCAGGAUAAAUGCUGGCGAGCGUGUAGGAAUUGUGGGCAGAACCGGUUCUGGCAAAUCAUCUCUUACUCUGGCACUCUUGCGUGCUAUUUACACAGAAGGGACUUGUUAUUACGAUGGUGUCCCUACAUCUUCCCUCAACCUUGAUGUCCUCCGCUCAAAUAUCACAAUUAUUCCGCAAAUGCCUGAACUCCUGUCGGGCACGUUGAGGCACAAUCUCGACCCCUUUGAGCAGUACGACGAUGCAGACUUGAACAACGCCCUACGCGCAGCGGGCUUGUUCGCCUUGCAGGAGGAUAUGGAGGAAGGGAGGUUAACACUAGACAGCGUUAUCUCCAGCGGAGGCGGCAACCUCUCCGUUGGUCAACGCCAAAUCUUGGCGUUAGCUCGCGCGAUGGUCCGCGAAAGCAAGAUUCUCAUUCUUGACGAGGCGACUUCCGCAAUCGACUACCAGACCGACACCAUCAUCCAGGCGUCGCUGCGGAACGAACUCAAGCCCGGAGUUACGUGCAUCACGGUCGCGCAUCGACUGCAGACCAUCCUGGAUUCAGAUAAAAUCAUGGUUCUUGAUGAGGGCCGAAUUGUCGAAUUCGACGCUCCAAGAGAACUGUUGAAGAACCCGAGGGGCAAGUUAAGAGCGUUGGUGGACGAGUCAGGUGACAAGGAGGCUUUGUAUGCAAUGGCGGAGGGCCGCCAUCGUUCUUCGUCAUAG